UCAAGAUGAGACCUAUAGAAACAAGCAAGAGUUAUUCAAAAUGUAGAGACAUCUGACAAGCUGCAUGAAAACUAAAGAAUCGGAGGAAAUAAGCUAAACAUAGUGACUACAUAGUUACACGAAAUGUGUACAAUCAAUAACUUUUUCAAAUCCUGACAUGUUUGAUUAUGUUAUCUAAACUGCUAGUGUAUGUCAACAAUCCAGCGGUUCCAGGGACAUGACGUGCUGCAACAGCCCCACAUCUCCAUUCUACUCAUUGGUUAAUUCAGGCAUUAUAACCUACCAUUGCAAGACGAACGAGGUAGGAUUGUACAAAGACUGUUACUGAACAAGCUCAUGGUUUCCUGGUCUAUGGAUUUAUCCUCGGUUUGAGCACGCUUGCAUGCGCAGAUUUGAGCACGAUUGCUAGGCAGAUUAAACUGGUUUACGUAAGAACCGGACUUCCUUACAUAAAAACGCCUUUCGCUAGUAAGGGACGAAGAAUCAAACCAACAGUCGGCAGACUUAUAUGGUGAUUUUAGAUCUGCGAUUGGAAAUCAGAAGACAAGGCUUGUGAAACAUAAUUUGCAUGUUAAGAGAACCUGAGAGGAAUGUGAUGUGUUGGGCAUGAGCUAAGGUUUCAGUGCCCCAAGCAAUGUGUUUUUAAUGUGUGUUGCAUAUGUGAAACAAGAUUUAUCGUGGGAAAAAAUGAGAGACUAUGACGAUAUCAUAUUAUUCCUUGGAGAGUUCGGUCGUUUCCAAAUAGCAGUAUUUGUCUUGUUGAGCUUGAGCGCUCUUCCUAACGGUUAUGUGGGAAUGUCCAUGGUCUUUCUCGCCGAUAUACCAGACCACCGCUGCAAACUACCACUCACCAACUCAAGUGAGAAUGGAGACCAACACGUUAGGUUAGCAACUGAGGAGUAUAGUCGACGAGUAGGUCCUGACAUGUGUUCUCGUUACAAGAAGACCAACAACACGGCAGCAAGCGCAUCUGAAUUUGGGAACGAGACAGAAGGUUGUCUCGAAGGAUGGAAUUUCAGCACUGAGAAAUACACGUCAACUAUAGUGUCCGAGUGGGUGUUGGUGUGUGAUAAUGCAUGGAAGGUUCCCUUCUCGACCUCCAUAUUCUUCCUAGGAGUUCUGAUUGGAUCUUUCAUUAGUGGCCAUCUCUCUGACAGGUUUGGGCGGAAGCCUGUGUUUUUCAGUACGAUGGCUUUUCAGACAAUCAUCACACUAAUCCAGUCUACCUCGAUCAACUGGCCCAUGUUCUGUGUGCUCAACUGUUUGAGGGGCGUGGGCCAGAUAUCCAAUUACAUUUCUUCACUAGUGUUAGGGUCGGAGAUCCUGGGGAAGUCAACUCGUGGGAGCUACACUCUCCUAGGUCACAGUGUUGCCUUUGGCGUUGGCUAUGCCUGCCUCCCUCUGUUUGCCUACUUCAUACGUGGCUGGAGGAUGCUGCUGGUCGCCUCCGCCAUACCCUGUGUUUUCUUUAUCCCUCUGUGGUGGGUAAUCCCGGAAUCUCCUCGAUGGCUGCUCUCACAGGGCCGGGUGGAGGAGGCGGAGCUUGUCAUCAAGAAUGCUGCUAAGAUGAACAGAGUCCCCGCCCCCGAGGUUAUCUUCAGGGCAGAUGAGUGUACAGAGCUUACGCCAAGGAGCAGAGGUGAAGUGCAACAAGUGUGUUCUUUCCUUGACCUUUUCCAGACCGCUGACAUGAGAAACAUCACCAUCGUCAGCCUCAUCCUCUGGACAGCGACCUGCAUGAUCUUCUACGGUCUCUCCCUCAACACUGCCAACAUGAGUGGAGACUCUUAUCUCAACUGCUUUAUCUCUGCAACAACCGAGAUUGUGGCAUACGUUGGUACCUGGCUUCUGAUUAAUCAUGCCCAGCGGCCCACAAUUCUCUUCUCCUCGCUGCUGUUCUGUGGCAUCAUGCUCCUGGUCAUCAGGCUGGUCCCUGACGAUCAAAUUGUCCUAUCCCAAGUGCUGGCGUUGCUGGGCAAGUUGGGUGUGUCGGGGGCCUAUUCUUUCCUCUACCUCUUCUCCACUGAGCUCUUCCCCACUGUGGUCAGGAACAUGGGUCUGGGCGUGGCCUCCAUGGCAGCACGUGUAGGAAGCAUCCUCUCCCCCUACGUCCUCUAUAUUGGUGUUUACAACAAGAUUCUGCCAUACAUUAUCUUUGGGAUAAUCAGCCUCUUCUCUGCUGGCCUGAGUCUUUUGCUUCCAGACACCAGGGGUUGUAAACUCCCUGAAAACAUCAGUCAAGUCAAGCCUAUCAGAAGGCUCUGCUCAUCAAAAGAGUUGAGUACGGAACAAUGUGACCAUGACCUAGAAGAAUUCCCAAAACUGGAGAAUAGAUCAAACUGCACAAGGUUACCUAACACAUAAAGAAACAAAAACAUUAUUUUAACACAGUAUUUUUUAGACACUGCUCAACUUCUGAUAGAAUGAAGCAAUAUGGCAUGAGGGGUUGUGGGUAAAUGGUCAAUAUACCACUUCUUGUGCAAAAUGCAACAGAUGACUGCCUGAACACAGCCCUCAGUUGUGGUAAAUAACAAACUCACUAAAUGAUCUAUUGCUGUUAUAAAGUAGUUCACAGCAACACAAUGAGAACUGUUUUCAUGUCAUAGAUGCAGUAACAUGAUGCCACACAUUUCAGGACAAUCUCAAAUGCCUGACAGAUGGCCGAUUAUGGAUCCAAUAUACAUGUGAUCUGUCUUCGCGGCUAGUUAACCAGUUAUAAUUAAACAUUAAGGCCACAAUGGGGUUUGGUAAAUGGCCAAUGUACCAUGGCUAAGAGCUGUUCUUAGGCACGAUGCAUCACAAAGUGCCUGGACACCGCACUUGAUCUGAUACCGAUGGUAUACGGGUUGUGUAAUAUUCUUGAUAGUGAUGAUAAACUGUUUUGCUUCCUGCUUUCUGAUGUACAAAAUGUCAAGUAUAUUACAGAUACUGUUGUUGUAAACUGCAUUGAUUUUAUUCAGUUCUAUAUGCUUACCAUGUUUCCAUAAUAAAUAUUUUCUU
Molecule: messenger RNA, 3000 nt
Organism: Esox lucius (northern pike)
Lineage: Eukaryota; Metazoa; Chordata; Actinopteri; Esociformes; Esocidae
Product: solute carrier family 22 member 4
Exons: 10
Coding region: 646-2364 (572 amino acids)
Biological process (GO): transmembrane transport
Cellular component (GO): membrane
Molecular function (GO): transmembrane transporter activity
Source: RefSeq, a predicted model, not a curated record